Nothobranchius furzeri (turquoise killifish) is the source of this 4087-nucleotide messenger RNA. NCBI's taxonomy places the organism in Eukaryota, Metazoa, Chordata, Actinopteri, Cyprinodontiformes, Nothobranchiidae. The record is from RefSeq and is a predicted model, not a curated record.
UCACCACCCUUGCAACACCACACACACCUGCCACAGCGGUCACACACGCCCAGUCCUACCAAGGAAAGCAACGAGUCUCAAAAAUCAACUCCCUCUGCAGUUAAGCAACAAAUGAGUACGACACGCGGACUUCCUCCUGAGGACGUGGUCCAAUCCAGUGUCAGUAACACAGAGCGAAAUGAUCCGAGCCAUGAUAUUAAAGACAUCGUCAAACAGCACCAGCCUGCAGGAACGACCUCUUCUAGUGCGUCUCCCACACAAAGGAAAAGGGAUGGAAAGAAGUUUGCAAAGAAACCUGACCCUCAUGAUGAAGCUAUGGAGAUCCUUAAAGACCAGAUGGCAAACCCGCCACAACCGUCUCUGAAAAAGCCUCAGCCCCCUCAGCCCAAAGCAGAUGGAGUUAAAGUCGCCAGGACAACCAAACCUCGACCUGCGGGUCCAAGCAGUGCCGACUUACCUCCAACGCCUCCACCUGUUUCUAGAGAUCUACCAGUAGAGGAGGAGGUGAUACAGACUCAGCUCCACAGCAGGACCAGCGAUGAAUAUUACACCUACUCCAGCGUCCCCUGGAAACUCUACAUGAGGAAGGAGGUUUUCUACCCAAAGGAGACCCUGAACAAUCCACUGAUCCUGGACCUGAUAUUCAGACAGGUGGUCCACGACACCUUCUCUGAGGCUUGUGUCCGCAUCACCCAGGAGGAAAGACAGAAGAUGAGAGGCUUCUUUGCGGAGAACAAAGUGGACCAGUCAUCAGGGACUCACGAUGAAAACAUCAAGAAGAAAGUGGUCGCCAUGGCCAAGGACUCAUGGGAGAUUUAUUUCUCCCGCCUCUUCCCAGCCUCAGGCAGUGUGGGAACUGGAGUGCAGGUGUUGUCUGUGUCUCAUAAAGGGAUCAAGCUGCUGAGGCUGGUGAAGAGCAGCUCUUCAGCCUCGGAUUACUUCAGAGUUCUCAGGCCCUACAGCUACUCGGAUGUCCUGUUUGUGUCUGUUCCAUCUAAAAACAUGCUGGAGUUCAACCUGACCAAUGAGAAGCUGAUCCUGUUCUCAGCCAAGGCCUCGCAGGUCAAACACAUGAUCGACCACUUCCUCAAUGAGCUUAAGAAGGACUCUGCGUACGUGGUUGCAAUUAGGAACUACAUCACAGACAACAGGACUCAACUGAGCUUCCACAAAGGGGACAUCAUUAGGCUGCAGCACAUGGAUGGGCUGGAGUCAGGCAAACAGUAUGGCUGCAUCGUGAGGAAGAAGGUGAUGUUGCUAGAGGAGCUGAAGAGAGACACCUCUGAGUUUGGCUGGAGGUUUGGGGCUGUGUUCGGAAAGUCGGGAGUGUUUCCCAAUGAAUACGUUCGUCCUGUGGCUGCUCCUGACUUCCUGGUUCUGCCCGCUGAGCGCGUGGAGCCUCGGGAUAGGCACGGACGAGUAGCAGCAUCAGCUGCUGUUGCUGUAGCCAUGGGUUCAGCAGUGGCUGCACAUGAGCUUGACCUCUCAACAGAGGUUGUAAAUGAGAUGUAUGGGGACAGCUGGAGUGUUGAACUGAGUGAUCUGCCUCUGCAAAGCAGUCAGUAUGUAAUGACUGAAUUUGCCAAGAAAUACUUCAGAGAGGCACAAAGAAACAGGAGUGAUCAGAAAGCCAAGAAGGGCAAAGAGGGCAGAGAUCCUGCUGACAUGGUCAAAUUCUCCAAGUCUCCGAUCCAGGAGUCUCUGAUCGACUUCUCUGACAGUGGGAUGAACAGAGUGGCUGCUGACAUCUUUUUAGCAAUAAUGAGGUUUAUGGGGGACUUCCCAAUGAAAGGCCUGACUGAGCAGGACCUGGUGGCCACCAUACUGAAGUUAAGUGCCGACCACGGACUGAUGAAGGAUGAAGCCUACUGCCAAGUGAUGAAGCAAGUCACCACAAACAUCAGCUCCAAACCGGAGAGCUGUCAGAGAGGAUGGAGGCUGAUGUACAUCAUUACAGCUUUCCAUCGCUGCUCUGAUGUCAUGAAGCCUUUCCUGCUGAGGUUUCUGCAGGACGCCUGUGAGAAUCCCAGUAUGCCGUACCAAGCUAUUGCCAAGGCAUGUGAGCAGAAUCUGAAGAGGACUUUCCAAUAUGGAGGACGGAUUCAGUAUCCCAACAACAUGGAGAUCAAAGCUAUGCUGGCUGGGCGGAGCUCAAAGAGGCAGCUCUUUCUGCUCCCAGGUGGGAUCGAGAGGCACUUGAAGAUCAAGACAUGCUCUGUUGCUUUGGAUGCAAUCGAAGAGCUUUGCUCGGAGAUGGGACUGCAGAGGUUGGAGGCGUUGGAUGAAUAUGCCAUCUUUUUGGUCACACAUAAAGGUCAGAAUGUGCGUCCCCUGAACAAGCGGGAGUACAUCUUGGACAUUGCCACAGAGGCUGAGCCAGUGGACGCCAACUACAGCCUUUGGUUCAGGAGAGUCGUUUGGAGUCUGGCUCUCAAACUGGACAACGAGCUCUAUGUGACUAUGCACUAUAACCAGGUGUUGCCAGACUACCUGAAGGCCCUGCUGAGUGUGGUUCCUCCGGGAAAGCCCAGUGAGCAACAUGUGCAGCAGAUCUCCAGGCUGGCAGCUUUACAGCACCGUGCCAAGGACUCAGUCUACCUGCCUACACUGCGUGAAGUGCAGGAGUGUGUCCCCUCACAGUUCUACAGCAAACAGGGCUCCCAGGUGUGGCUGAAUAUGAUAACGCAGCACAUGCAGCACGUCCAGCCUUUAAACCCACACCAGGCCCGUGCACAGUUCCUCGGUCUGGUCAGUGCCUUCCCCAUGUUUGGCUCUUCUUUCUUCUUCAUCCAGAGUUUGAACUCUUCCUCCAUCGAUGCACCAUGCAUUCUGGCUGUCAAUCUGAAUGGACUGCACUUCCUGAACAAAGACACUCACGAGACCAUGGACCGUUUCCCUUUGAAGGAGGUCCAGUCAACUCGUACCCAAAGACCAACUUCAGGCUCCAGUUACCCCUAUGUGGAAAUCAUGAUUGGAGACCUUCUCAACCAGCGAAUCACACAGCUGCAGCUAGAGCAGGGCCUUGAGUUGUGUCGAGUCAUCGCCAUGCACAUGGAAAACCUGCUGUCGGUCCGAGAAAAGAGACUCACCUUGCCACCGAGUGAAAUCACACUGCUAUAGCCGAAGGAUGGAGAGUUGUACACAGCUGAGUUUAACACCUUGUGAAUGGACUACAUCUACCUCUGUUUUGGAAACAAAACAUUGAAACUUUUAAAGACAAAGUUCAUAAUUUUACAGUCUAACAGAAUGACUCAACAACUUAAAGUCAAAGUCCUGUAGUCGUCGUCACACACUGGUGAAAUGCAUCUCCGCAUUCGAGCCAUCCCUGUGGAGGGGAGCGGUGAGCUGCAGCGGUGGCUGCGCUCAGGAACUUCUGCCUUCUUUUUCGGUCCUCUGCUGCAGGGAUUUUUUUUUAAACUUUCUUACCUGUAAUUCUUGGGCAUCUUUUACUCAAAUGAAUAAAUGAGUAGUUUUGUAGUGAAAAAAGUAGACGGGCCUUGUUAAUGUAGCACUAAUUGUUUUCUCGGACAUUCAAGACUAGCUUUAUAAGCAUCAGUCUCUCCUCCUUUUAGAGUGUGUAAGCUCUUGUGCAUGACUAAAUCAUGAAAAUGCCACCACUAACUCAAAUCUUUUUUUCUUCUUUGCCAUGAAAUCAAAGGAAGGGUUUUGACAGGGAAACAUAAAUAAGGGGCAGGUUUUUGGCACAUAAAGUCAGAGGUCACAUGACCGAACAGUUUGCACUAAGUCAAUUUUUUAGUUAGUUAAUGCGUAUUUUAUAAAUAAAGAUUGUAUAUAACUAAUGCAUGUGAAUAAUGAUGUACAAUAAAGUUUUUAGUAGAACCUGUAAUGGAAUGUGUGUGAAAACCUUUCUUAUUUUCAAAUACCUAAAAGAACAGAUGACAUUUAUGAUGUGAAUACACAUGCUGGAAUUAAACAAAAUGAUUAUGUAAAAAAAAUUGAACCAAUUUAGUUCAGACUAGUUGAGUUGAAAUGUCUACUUUAAUCAUGUUUUGUUGUUAUUUAAUGAAAAUUAUUGCAAACUAAAUUUAAAAAUUGAGAUUUUCCUACUUUUUUCAAAUCUCCUAAA